AUGGCCUCCAUUCAGGAUCAGUUCCUUUACCAAAUGGACCUACCUUGUUUUCCUGAUGAGUCCCUCGAUUUCGAUCAGUUUCUCGACCUGCCAUCCGCUUAUGGCGAUGACCACUCCCCUUCGGUCAACUCCAUCUCUCCUCCUGAAAUGGCCUUGCCUUACGAGACCCACGAGAUGAUCGGAGAAUCUUCGCCCCGGUUCAUGCAGCCCCCUUUCCCAGACGUGGAAUAUGGCAUGCCGCAGGGGAGCUUCGUGGAUCACUCCCCAGAGACGGGUCUGAUGCAUGACCCAGCCCCCAUGUUCGAUGAUGCAGCCUUCUCGGGUUAUAACCCGUACGACAGCACCUCCGCAUUCCGGAAUAUGGUUGAGGCACAUGCAGCUGCGGACUCUCGCGUCGCCUCAAUCAAAGAAAAGCGCCGUGAAGCAGCCAUCGCAUUACAUUUGCAGCGGUUAUGCGAUGCCACGGCACUCGACCUGGACAUGUCCUCCGACUCGAACACCAGCUUUUCCUCACCGUGCUGGUCGGACUACGUCCGCGGAAGCACCUCCCCGCAGUCCACCAGCACCAGCGCUGAGGACACACCGGCGCCCCAAGCAGCCGCUGGAAGCGGAGGUGUCGAGCUGGUUUUGGAUCUGAACAUGAACAGCACUACCAAUGUGCCGAAGAAACAGAAGCCUCGGUCUCAGGCCCAAAAAGAAAAUUACAUCAAGGCACGGAAAUAUGGUGCCUGCGAAAAACACAAAAAGCAACACAAGAGGUGUAAUUGCCUGGAGAAGGCGGCUGCCCGUGCUGGUGUUAACGAAUUACAACCAAACGUUACUUUACGAGAGCGACCGAGACAACCAACACUCCAAGCCCCGAUUCUUCCGGAAGCACGAUUCUCUGGAUCUACGGGUCACGACCCGUUAACGCAAACCGCCAUGGUCCCGGUCAAGGCAACCAUGAAGCCAGCAAGCGCGUCUCCGGGCCACGAGAGAAUAAUCCCAAGCGCGAAGAUUUCAGUCAAGGCAAACAUGAAGCCGAGUGGCACGCCGGGCCACGACCCGUUAGUCAGCCAACCCGCGGCGCUUCUAUCUUCCAAGGGAAGGAGGAAGCCCAUGAGCACCUCAACGGGUCACGACCCGUCAGUCGCAACCGCGGCAAUUCUGCCAGUGAGCUCUCUGCGUGCCCCGAAUUUGGAGGCUCAUCGCCCGAGAACUACUCAGACUUCACCUAUCACCGGCCAAGCCUCACCAAAAAACCAAUCGGUAGCAGGGCACAGUUCCGGAAGCCUGGGUCUACGCCACUCAUUGGGAGUUCGCAUCUCUGGAAUUCUGGCAAACCCCGGAUUGGAGUACCAACAGAGCAUUCUUUCAAGCCCCAAACAGCCACUGGCGAUUCUUGCUGCUCGCUCGACACAGUCUCCCAAAGGCUCACUGGAUGUACCCAGUCGGCGUGGCUCUACGCUCCUUUCUGGAAACAAUGGCAAGCUUUUACGCCCGCUCGCCGACUCUGUUGGUGGAAUUUUGUCAGGCACUGUUUUGGCCAUUUAUGGUGCUUGGCAAUCGACUAUCUCCCGGUCCUCUUGGACUGAGGACGUGGCUGGCAGAUGUCUUUCUUGGAUUGGGAGACAGCUCAUGUCUGCUCAAAAGAGCCCGAACUGGUCUCGAUCGCGCAGCUUCGGGCUCGUCUAA
Penicillium alfredii is the source of this 1674-nucleotide messenger RNA. RefSeq lists its product as uncharacterized. Bases 1 to 1674 code for a protein of 557 amino acids. NCBI's taxonomy places the organism in Eukaryota, Fungi, Ascomycota, Eurotiomycetes, Eurotiales, Aspergillaceae. The transcript is spliced from 2 exons. The record is from RefSeq and is a predicted model, not a curated record.